Pelagomonas calceolata is the source of this 1452-nucleotide messenger RNA. The record is from the annotation of a GenBank genome assembly. NCBI's taxonomy places the organism in Eukaryota, Pelagophyceae, Pelagomonadales, Pelagomonadaceae.
GUCCCUACGCGCAUGCUCGCAGUGUGAACGCUCCUACAGCAAUGCUCGCAGUGCGAACGCUCUGCAGAACGCAACGCUAGACACAUCACCAAAAACUGCAGCGCAGCCAUAUGCUGCGCCGCCUCCUGGGCAGGGCGCCGCUCUGGCCGGCCGCAGGUGCGAUGCGCACAAAUAGCACGGUGGCCGACGCCGCUGACGAGCUCGAGCUCGUGCACGCGACGGCGACGUUCCGCCACGGCGCGCGCUGCCCGGUCUUCGGCCUCGACAGCGACGUCGUCAGGCGAGUCCAGUGGGACUCGUGCGCGGAGACGGCGCGGCUCGGCGCCCGCGUCGACGCGGGCGCGGACGCCGUCGUCGCGCUGACGGCGCGGAGCGGCGCGAUGCGGCCGUCGGCAGUCGACGCGCAGCAGCGGAGCCACGCGCUCGCCGGCGGCGCGCGGUCGGGCGAGCUCACGCGCGUCGGCUGGGCCCAGGCGCAGGCGCUGGGGGCGAGGCUCCGGGCGCGCUACGGCGUUGCCGACUUCGAGGAGCUCCGGCCGCGCCUCGCGUGCCGGACGACGCACGUGUCGCGCUGCGUGCUGACGCUGCGCGGGGUGCUGCUGGGGCUGGGCUUCGCGGAGGGCACCGCCCCCGUCGUCGUGGAGACGGCGCACGCGUCGCGCGAGACGCUGACGCCCUCCACGAAGCGCUGCCCGCGGCUCACGCGGCACUGGGCGCGGUGCCGCGCGGCGCUGCGGAGCACGCGCCGCCACGUCGACACGAGUCCGUCCGCGUUCCGGCGGCUCGUCGCGAAGGUGCCGGCCGACGCCCGGGCGACGUUCGGGUUCCCCGCAACGGCCGUGCCGCUCAAGGACGCGUUGAUCGCGCUCGAUAGCCUCGCCGCGGAGGAGCUGCCCUGGGGCGUGACGCAGGACGAGCUGGGCGCGCUGGACGACGCGGCCGCCGCCGAGGUCGCCCUGCUGCUCGGCGUGGGGAGCGGCGACGGCGGCGCCGACGAGGCGGAGGCGCUGCGCCUGGCGGCGGGGCCGCUCUGCCGCGACGUGCUCGCGGGGCUCGACGCCGCGGUCGCGGCGCCGGCCUCGAAGCCGACGCUCACCCUGCUGUCGGGCCACGACACGACGGUCAAGCCGCUCCUCGUGGCCCUCGGCGUCUACGACCACAAGUGGCCGCCCUUCUGCGCGUGCGUCGUCGUCGAGGUGCUGCGCCGCCGGCGCGACGACCAGCUGGUCUGUCGCGUGCUCUACGACGGCGCGACGUCCCCCGCGCCGGCGGCGGCGCCGGAGGGUCCCUUCUACGUCGUGCUCGAGGAGACGUACGAGGCGUUUCGGGGGCGCCUCGCGGCCGUCGCGCUCGACGCGGACGCGUGGGGCGAGCUAUGCGGCGGCGCCCUCGAGGGCGGCGUCGAGGGCGGCGGCGACACGUUCGGGCCGUAGUUAAACUCAAGUGUUAAUC